AUGAUAUCAAGAGAGCUGCUGCAACAGAGGUGCACCGGGCACCUGCUCUGUGCGCUGACCCUCCUUGAGGCUGCCGGGACCUUGGCCUUGAUGUCCUAUGCACUGCUAUGGGAAGCUGGGAACCUGGUCAACCUCUCUGACAAACGCAUCGGCUUUUACAACUUCUGUCUGUGGAAUGAGACAGCCAGGGAGCUGCAGUGUCUGGAGUACAAGCAUCUGCAGGUGAUGGGCAUCAGUCCACCAGGAGUGGUGUUAGCCAGGGUUUGUGUGUAUACCUGCCUGGUCUUCAGCAUCUUCUACCCCAUUUUUCUUGCACAUGUGAUGUGCGCAGACAAGACAGAGGACUGGAAGGUGAUCCUCAUCAUACUCAUCAUCCAGAAGAUAAUCCUGUCUGGAGGCCUGGGUACAUUUCUCUUCCAAACCUCGCAGUGGAUUCACCCCUCUGAUUUCACUGGGGGCUUCCUGGCACUGGUUGGGACUCAGGCUCUGCUACUGUUCCAGAUUCUCACUGCCACUAUGUACCUUAGCUGGGCCAAGCACACACUCCUGCGUCAAAGCCCCUUUACUGAGGAGGCCCUGCCCAUUGAGAUUUGA
This is a messenger RNA of Nipponia nippon (crested ibis), 594 nucleotides long. NCBI's taxonomy places the organism in Eukaryota, Metazoa, Chordata, Aves, Pelecaniformes, Threskiornithidae. The record is from RefSeq and is a predicted model, not a curated record.